AUUGGAUCAGUAAACUAAAGUCUUAAAUAUACUAAUGAAUGUCAAAAGAAAGUAAAUCAAGUGAAGUGAAAAAGUUGAAUCACAGACCUUCGCAUUGUUGGAGUUUUCUGGUUGCAUUGCUAUAAAAACGAUUGCGUUGCAAUGGAGGAGCAUCAAUUGUCUACUGACUUCGCUUACAAAAGCAAUACAAUUCAUAUACAACAAUUACAAAAUGAAGCACGCCAUUAUAUUUGCUCUCUUCCUUAUGGUUGCCAUCGUGCACUGCAGUUCUUAUGGCAGUCACGGUGAAGAACAUGGCCACCAGGAUGCUUACGAUCACCAGCAUGAACUCGGCUACCAGGAUGAUAAGGAUGAUCAUAACAUAAACCAUCAUGUUAAAAAUAAUGAUCAACAGAAUGAACAUAAAGUCCAAACUCAUGGCCAUAGCGUCGAACAUGGUCAUGGAGAUCAGCAUGAUGAUCACCAUACCAGCGAAAGACAUGGUCAUCACUAAUUGGAAAAGGCUUACAGAUUUGUUUUUCUUCCGAUGUAGAAGCUAUCAUUAAUAUUGAGUUGAUCUUGUACAGAAAUGUAUAUUGAUAAACGGAGAAAUAAAGAGAUAUUGAUAUAUUGCAAAAAAACUUGGUCUUCUUCUUUUACUAAUAAUAGCGACGCAGUUUUUCCAGUUUGGAAAAUAUUAUAUAGAUUGAUACCUCUCUAAGGUGGUAUGGCUGCUUGCUAUUCUAUCUCUGCUUUAGAGAUUCAAUCUAUUAGAUUCGCUACUCUCUUUGACCAAUCUCUUAGACGAAUCGAA
This is a messenger RNA of Zeugodacus cucurbitae (melon fly), 793 nucleotides long. RefSeq names its product antifungal protein-like. Lineage: Eukaryota; Metazoa; Arthropoda; Insecta; Diptera; Tephritidae. The transcript is spliced from 2 exons. The record is from RefSeq and is a predicted model, not a curated record. Bases 212 to 493 code for a protein of 93 amino acids.